AUGGUUGCCAAAAUCGCCCUGAAUGAGUCAAAGACUGAAGGCCAGGGCAGCCAAAAAUUUACCUACACCAUUCCAUCUGCGGUUGCUCAUGCUGCCAAAAUCGUUGCUGAAGCUUCUCCUCAAUCUCCGCCUAGCUUUCAUGGUGUGGAUAUUGCAGAAAUCCGGCGCAAAUAUCGGCCCCAGCGGAACGACACCAACAGGCCAGCCCAGAAGUACGCGCAGUCCAAUGGACUAGACGGAUAUGUGCAUGCUCAAGCUCCCAUGGAAUCUGCUCUGGCUUCGGACUCCGGUGCCGACGAGUCCCAACUGACCAAGCGAUCGUCCGCGGACUUCUGGCUCACAAUAAUUACCCAGAGAGGCUCCAGUCCAUACGCACAAGAAGGAUAUAAGGUCUGGAGAAAUGUUAAAGAAUACGGUGCCAAAGGUGACGGCGUCACCGACGACACUGCCGCCAUCAAUCUUGCCGUCUCUGAUGGAGGGCGAUGCGGAGCUGAUUGUGGCUCCAGUACUAUCUACCCGGCCUUUGUGUAUUUCCCCCCUAGCAGGGAUCUGGUGAGCUCGCCAAUUAUCCAAUACUUCAACACGGAGUUCUUCGGAAAUCCCUUUGAUUACCCCACAAUCUUGGCUGCGUCCAGCUUUGUCGGUCUUGGCGUUAUCACCUCCGACGUCUUUACUGGGGACAGUACUGAGUGGUACAUCAUUACCAACAACUUCCUUCGAUCAGUUCGAAACUUCAACGUUGAUGUCAUGAGAACACCACAGAAUGCCUAUGUAUGUGGAAUCCAUUGGCAAGUGGCGCAAGGAACAUCGCUCGAGAAUAUGGUCUUCUAUAUGUCGCAAGAUGAGGCAACUACCCAACAAUUGAGCAUUAGCAGUCUUAAGUUACAGCCAAAGAAUCUGUAUCUUAAUUUUUCCUCAGGGAGUAUACAUGGAAAACGACAGUGGUGGCUUCAUUACCAACUUGACAUUCGUUGGUGGCAACUUUGGGUAAUCCCCCCUCCAGAACCCACAGCCUGCUUGCGACUAAGACUUCAAAGAGCAUACUUUGGCAAUCAACAGUUCACCACGUCCGAAGUUACGUUUAUUAACGCAAAGAACGCCUUUCAGGUUCAUUGGGACUGGGCCUGGACUAUGCAAGACGUGAUUAUCGAGAACUGUGUCAAUGGCCUGGUGAUUGUUGGCGGAGCCGGCGGUAGCAUGAGAACUGGACAAUCCGUUGGCUCACUGAUCUUAAUGGAUGCUCUGAUCAUCAAUACGACAAACGGAAUCGUGACAUCCUUGUUCGCGGAAAAUUCGACCUCUUUCCUCUUGCAAAACUCUGUUUCCAGAGACGUGACCACCGCCGUUCUCGAUAGUGCUCAGGGUCAAGAGAUUCUAGUGGGCGGGGCUGCUUUCGGGGUUGAAUCGUGGGGCUUUGGUCGCGUCGCUACCUCUAGUACUAACAGCACAUUCUACAACGGUCAGGAUAUCCCCGUCAUGGAGAGACCUGUGUCGUUGACGUACAUGGGAUAUGACAAGCCCAAUUUCUUCCAGCAUCGUCGACCUGCUUACACCAAAAUUGGAAACACUCAGAUUAUCGACGUGAAAGAAUGGGGUGCUGCUGGAGAUGGCACAACGAAUGAUAGGCCAGUUCUGAACAGCAUCCUGGACCGCGCUGCGAACCUUUCCGCCAUUGUCUUUAUCCCGUAUGUUGGCCAAGCUGGCGAUGUGGGAAUCAUCGAGAUUCAGAGUCUGCUUUUCACGGUCUCUGAUCCUACUGCUGGCGCUGUGUUAGUGGAGUGGAAUGUCCACCAAUACACUCAAGGCUCAGCUGCCAUGUGGGACUCUCAUAUCCGAGUUGGCGGUGCAAAAGUAUCUUCUCUGCAAACCUCUCAGUGCGACAAGAGCGAUAUCGCAGUUAAUUCAGCCUGCGUUGCAGCAUCGUUGCUUCUACAUAUAACUUCUCAGUCCUCGGCCUAUCUUGAGAAUAUCUGGGCGUGGACCGCCGACCAUGACCUUGAUACAACAGCCCAAGAACAAAUCAAUGUUUACUCCGGACGAGGCAUUCUGGUGGAGAGCCAAGGCCCAACGUGGUUGUACGGCACCUCCUCUGAGCACAACGUUCUCUACCAAUAUCAAGUGUCCAAGGCCAAGGAUCUCUACAUGGGCAUGAUCCAGACCGAAUCUCCAUACUUCCAACACACUCCUCACGCUCCCCAGCCGUUCAUAACGGGUCUAUUUUCCAACGACCCAGUCUUCGCAGAUUGUGAUUCCUCCUCGGCCAACUGCUUUGCCUCCUGGGCUCUUCGGAUCAUCGACUCUUCCUCUGUUCAUAUAAUGGGCACAGUCUUGGAAGCUACAAAGAAAUACUGUCUUGGUACUAUCAUGGAUUUCACUACCGUGGAAAGCGCGAAGGACAUGUCAACUGAUGAGUUGUGCUCGCACUGCUACACCACCAUGCUCGAAAUGAGACAGACCAGUAUCUACAGCAGCUACACGGAGUCCGACAAAGAAACCCUCGAGCUGAUUCAAUCAACAUGCGGCCUGACUGGACCCACCGAGCUGCACGAUCCGCCUUAUACUGUGACGCCAGCCCCGGACCCCGUUUGUGUCUCAAACACCACCUACACAACCCAGUCUGGAGAUACCUGCGACAAGCUAGCAAAGCAUUAUUCCGUCGCUUCAGCCGCAAUCCUCUAUGCCAACCCAACUAUCCUUGGAAACUGUUCUGAUCUGCCAGCCAGUCGCGAUAUCUGCAUGCCCCUGAGCUGUGACACGCAAUACACGCUCCAAGAUGACGACAACUGCUGGCAACUCGAGUAUGACUAUGGGCUCGCUCCAGACUCCAUUCGCCAAUUCAACCCCUGGCUUGAUUCGGACUGUCUGAACAUGCAAGGCGCCCGCGAAAUUCUCGGCGGCAUCCUUUGCCUUUCUCCCCAGGGCGAUACCUAUAAUACAACUGGUGACGGCAUCACAACAGCUUCUGGAAAUGGAGGUUAUGCACAAGGCGUGGUUACACCACCUGCGAACUCUACUGUUGCACCUGGAACUACGACGAAAUGCGAUCGGUGGUACUCCGCAACGGCUGAUGAUUUAUGCGUCCAGAUCUGCUUGAAGUCUGAAAUUUCGGCGAAGCUUUUCAAGGCGGCGAAACCUUCUCUGACUGUGACAAUAACUUGGUUGCUGGUGAUGCUUAUUGCGUUGGGCCGGUUCCUCACUGGAAUGAAACUGCGUACUGGACUGAGACUGCUACUGCCAGUUGUAGGGCUGUCUAUCCCAUGGGGGUAA
Molecule: messenger RNA, 3267 nt
Organism: Penicillium manginii
Lineage: Eukaryota; Fungi; Ascomycota; Eurotiomycetes; Eurotiales; Aspergillaceae
Product: Peptidoglycan-binding Lysin subgroup
Exons: 9
Coding region: 1-3267 (1088 amino acids)
Source: RefSeq, a predicted model, not a curated record